CAGUAUUUCAUUUUGAAAGUCAGCCGGAUCGUUUAUUUUGUGUGUGUUCAUGACUUCCUGUCUCACACGAGCAUAUUUUAGCUAAAUUGUUCCGCCGCGUUUCAGCGACCAGCAACAAUAAUAGCUCUGCAUGUAUUUAUAGCGCAGGGAGGCGGUACAGCAUCGGCAUGGCGGCCCACGGUGGAAACUGGGACGUUGACUAGAAAUGAGAGGGAACAAUUCCGUGGCGGCACUGGAAAUUUGGUGUUAGUCGUUCCAACAGUUAAGGUGUCGUGACCAUGGCUAAAGACGCUCUGUCAGAGGCCGGCUGUUAUUUCGACGAGCUCAACAAGCUCCGUGCUCUGGAGCCUGAUGUCAGCCAGAAGACGUCGGAGCUCAAAGAAGACUGCAAAGACUUUCUGGACAAAAUCGUGCAGUUCCUGAAGAUUGUGGGCGGCCUCAUGGAGCUGGUGGAUGACUUGGCAAAUGAGACGGAGAGAGAGAAAUUGAAGGCUCUCGGGACGAGGAAUCUUCUGAAGUUUGUGGCGAAACAAAGGGAGGCCCAGCAGCAGCAACUCCAAGUCCUCAUUGUGGAGAAGAUGAUGCAGCUGGAGCGAUAUCGCAUCGAGUACGAAACCUUGUCCAAAGUGGAAGUGGAACAGAACGAGUUUAUCAAUCAGUACAUUCUGCAGAUGUAACGGAGGAACCAUCAGCAAGUGCCAGGAACUAACACACCUUUUCAAUGUAUCCUUGUUGUUAAUGUAACUACAUGGUGAAUAAAACCAAACAAAGGUUGUU
Entelurus aequoreus (snake pipefish) is the source of this 777-nucleotide messenger RNA. Its product is annotated as intraflagellar transport protein 20 homolog. Gene Ontology annotation, biological process: intraciliary transport; centrosome localization; protein localization to cilium. The record is from RefSeq and is a predicted model, not a curated record. Bases 279 to 677 code for a protein of 132 amino acids. The transcript has 2 exons. NCBI's taxonomy places the organism in Eukaryota, Metazoa, Chordata, Actinopteri, Syngnathiformes, Syngnathidae. Gene Ontology annotation, cellular component: centrosome; intraciliary transport particle B; cilium.